This is a messenger RNA of Kickxella alabastrina, 856 nucleotides long. RefSeq lists its product as uncharacterized. The record is from RefSeq and is a predicted model, not a curated record. The coding region runs from base 35 to 718 and encodes 227 amino acids. The transcript has 5 exons. Lineage: Eukaryota; Fungi; Kickxellomycota; Kickxellomycetes; Kickxellales; Kickxellaceae.
CUUUACGCUUUGCGCUUUGCGGCCCAAGCACACAAUGAGAUCAUUGGAAAGGGCUAAAGACCAUUAUACCUUUAGCUUCUGUAAAGAAAGGAAUAUAAUCCCGGGGGAGCGACUGCCCUUGGCGUUCUCUCUCUCAUCUGCACAUCCUCCCUUUUCCUUUCAACAGACAUUCUCAUUUAGCAUCAAGUCGGCACACGACCAUCAGAGCCAGCACCAGAGCCAUCACCAGCAGCCACCCAGCCAUGCUAGGCCGGCGCCGAGCAUCAGCCACAAGAACAGCGCAAAGGAACUCAAAAAUAUCCGUGACCCACGGCUACUCCAGCAAGCCGAGGUCGACAAGCGGCUCAAAUCGCUGCGGCGCCGCGCAAGCUGGCUGGAUUCAAAAUUCUCGUGCUGCUGCGGGCUGUUCCGGUUCGGCAUGGAGUCGGUAAUCGGGCUUAUUCCAGUAAUUGGCGACUUUGUAGGAAUUUUCCUUGCGCUGUCGUUUAUGAACACCAUCCGGCGACGGUUCAACGUACCGGCGUCGCUUCUGGUCGAGAAGUACGUCACAGAGCAGCGGGCGGCAGCGGCAGCGGACGCGCACAACUUGGAGCUUGGAUUGGGGCUGGACCUGGGCUCAGGGACGGCAGCCCACAGCGGCGGAUUCAGGGCGCGCAUCGGCGAGUUCAUCCCGCCGGUCGCCACCGCAGGAAUCAACGCUCGGCGCGGCGGCCAUUAGCCGCUGUGUCACCGACGAUGAUGACGACGAUGACCACAAUCUAUGCUUUAAUCGACAAUCAAGCGGAUUUAUCAAUUGUGGCAACACACAAAACCUUGGUUCCGGCCUAUAAGCUUUUUUCUUUUCUACUUUCAUUUU